Messenger RNA from Chara braunii, 1079 nucleotides. NCBI's taxonomy places the organism in Eukaryota, Viridiplantae, Streptophyta, Charophyceae, Charales, Characeae. The record is from the annotation of a GenBank genome assembly.
GCAGGAAGAUAACGAAGAAAAAGAGUUUUUGCGCCAGCUUAUUCAAGAAAAGCGGGAGGAGCAGAAUCGAAAAAGGGAGAUUGAGGAGUGAAGGAAGAUGGAUGAAUUGAUCCGCCAAGAGAUUGAAUGGGACACGGAGGCUUUGGAAGCCCGCGUGAUGACGAAGAUUGGGCGGCAGUACCUCGUUACUCGGGAAGAAGCGCGGAGGGAGGAGGGGCGUUCACCUGCCUACAGACCUGCGUUUACUCCUGUUAGAGAGAAGUUCAACGUGAGGCAUGGUGUUGACUACGAGGACCGUGGGCUUGAAGAUAUCGAAGACGAGAUAGCUAAGCUGUAUGAGAUUCGGGAAAGAAAGAGACGAGGAAAAGAACCAGUGCACGCGGCCAGACGGCCUUUUCAUCAGCCUGUGUUUAAUAAGGAUGACGGUUCUGUGGUUAAUAAUAACCUGCGACCUGAGUCCUCGGAGAUGGGAACGGAGCGUGCUCGAACUAAGAUUCCGACGGGGAGUGAGCCGGAAGGGAUUCUUAACUAUGUCAUGGAGCAACGCCGAUUGCUAACUGGGAAGAACAAGGACCAACUGAAGGUUAUCUGUGCUUCGGAAGGUAUCCAGUAUACCACGAAGGCUCCGACGAUCGAGAGAAUCAUUGAGGAAAGAGUUAAGGUGGCAUAUGAAGGCUUCAUCUUUACUCCGGCACCAUCGCAGGUAGGCAGCCCUGAGGAGGAGGAAUUUACGCCUCGUGUGCAGGGUGCUAGAAAGGCGCUAGAGAUUUUGGAUUCGUUUACGUCCUGCUAUGGUAAUGUUCUGAGAUUGGUUAGGAUGGAUGAUGAGCAGGGGAAGUGGAUCUUUGCUGGGGUGAUGUUUCACAAGUACGGUACAUCUUUACGGACUGUGGCCAUCGUUAAAAAUGCUGUUAGCCUUUGGGAAUCUGGGCAGUUGGUGUAUGGUGAUUUCCAGGAUUUUGAAUCGCCUCAUGGCCCGAUGAGGAGAAUGGGUUUGAUCUAAUCAUUCCCCGUUGUUCCAAAGGUGUGCCUUGGUGCUUGUGGUUCUUGGUGAAAACUUUACCGAUUGGCUUUCAAGA